Molecule: messenger RNA, 351 nt
Organism: Dothidotthia symphoricarpi CBS 119687
Lineage: Eukaryota; Fungi; Ascomycota; Dothideomycetes; Pleosporales; Dothidotthiaceae
Exons: 6
Coding region: 1-351 (116 amino acids)
Source: RefSeq, a predicted model, not a curated record
AUGAUUCCUCAAUCUAAGAUCGUGGCUCUCUUUGCUGCGUUGGUUGCAGUCGCAUCGGCUGCUCCCAUCACUGCCGUUGAGAACGCUCAGCCACCAACCCUGCUCUACAACCACGAGGGUGGCCUUCUUGGUCGCGAUGUAAAAGCCGUCGAUGAAGCCAAACCACCAACUCUGCUUUACAAUCACGAGGGAGGUCUUUUAGGUCGUGAUGUAAAAACCGUCGAUGAAGCCAAGCCGCCAACUCUCCUUUACAACCACGAGGGCGGUCUUUUGGGUCGUAACGUGGACGCUGUGGAUGGAGCAAAGCCCCCAACUUUGCUCUAUAACCACGAGGGUGGGCUCCUGGGUUAG